AUGGUGGCAGAGUUACGAGAGCUAGAAGAUGAGUUUGGUGCGGAGGAUCAGGAGGAAGAGGAGGAGGAGGAGGAGGAGGAGGAUCGGGUGGACAUGGGCAUGGAUUCUAGCUGGAGUGUGCUGCUGGGGUUGCUGUCUCGGCCGGUUGUGGCUGCUGAUCCGUUUGCUGUUCUGCUCUCGCUCAUUCAGUCCAAACAACCCCGCCCAUCUGCUGCCACGACACAAGCUAUCCUUCUUGUCUCUUUCUGUGUGGCCGUCACACAAUCCCUUGCCGCCCUCCGCCCCUCCUCCAUCUCCUCCUCCACUUCCUCCUCCCGUGCUUCCUCUUCCUCCUCCCGUGCCUCUGUUCCGUUCCUGGGGAUGUUUCCCCGACCCAUGCCUAUUUCUGCCGCGGCUGCCGCCGCCGCUGCUGCCGCUGCUGCUUCCGAACCUGCGGGCGAGGAGUGGGCUGAGUGGGGUGUCCUGGCCUGCUGCUUGCCGUACCUCCGCCGAGCCUACAUUCUGAUUCACUACCUUGGCAUAAUGCCGCUCAGAGAGCCCCCGCUUGUGGAUCACCGCGUUAAAGCAAUUAAGAAUCUGAGCCCGCAAGUGCUGCUUGCUGAUUGGCUGCGCCGCUCCCUCGCCCUUCCCUCCGUGACCUCUGUGCUUCGCCUCAUGGCCUGCGCCAACAGUGAAGCAUCAUCCAGCCAGCCGUGGCACCUCAGCCGCAUGUUUGCAUCAUGGAACCUCCCAUUGGAACCACCCCGGCUGGUCAGAGCCCCCACCCAGCCAUCCUUCCACCCGUUGCCGGAGAUUUACCAGGACCUGCUGCUGUCCACGAUGAACAAGGCGUGCAGGAACUGCGGCGAGGAACCCCUUAACCCCGCUGUCUGCCUGUGCUGUGGCGAGCUGCUUUGCUACAACUCCUCCUGCUGCCGCCCAGACGGGCGCGGGGAGUGCUACAGACACGCGCUGAGAGAGAACGGGGGCACGGGUCUGUUCCUGGUGAUGCGGUCAACUCAGCUGGUGCUGAUACACGGCGUGCACAUAUGUGCCGGUCUCUCCAUCUACCUCGAUUCACAUGGAGAGGUGAGCAGGGAGGGCACUGCUGAGUCGACUCAGAAGUCCCAAGGUGAUGCAACCAUCACAGCUGGUGCUGAUACAUGGUGUGCACAUGUGUGCCGGUCUCUCCAUCUAUCUCGACUCGCAUGGAGAGGUGAGUUGGUUCCUGAGUUGACCCAGAAGAACACUGUUGGUGCUGGUACAUGGAGAGAAGAUCCGAAGAUCACGCGUCUCGUGCAGAAAUUGGAGGAGAAGUCCUCCACCAACCCAGCGUCGACACGUGGCCAUCCGCUGGUAGACCAGCGCGCAGCAGCAAAGGGUCGCGUAGACUUCGUUAAGGUGGAAGGUUGGGAGGCCGCAGGUUCGGCGGCGUCGGAAUUAGGUCCGGACGAAAUCGGCAAUCUCAAGGUGAAAAGCUUCACUCCCGGCACCACUUCUCAAGGCUACGAGGCUCAGGCCGAAGCUGACCAGCAGCCUCGGCAGCAACUGGCUGAAGGAGAUGCACCCGCGCCGCAUUUAGGCCUGUACGAGCGCCUGGUGAGGCACCUGCAGGUUCUCGAGUCGCAGGGGAAGCUCUCUGUUGCGCGGGCAAAAGGCGAGCCGCCGCUGCCGUCGUUCGAUCGGUGGAGGUUCGGAGCGAAGAGGUUCGGGCAAUACCUAGUCGAUCAGAUGCACGUGCACGAGGCUCUUGAUAAGGCCGUGCUACAAGCCCUUGGCGGGAAAAUCGGCGGGGAAUCCGGCGGAAAUAUCGGCGGGGAGUCUGGCGACAAUGGUGGAAAUGAUGCAUCAGGAGCCACGAGGGUUUUAAGCCUGGUGGGUCCGGCAGUGGGGCUGUCGCGAAGCGAGGCUUUGAGAAGCGAUAUCGCGGCUCUUUCUAAUGUGAGUGUCACCACGGGAGCAGCAGCAGCAGGGGGAGGAGGAGAUGCACCAGCAGCAGUAGCAGCAGCAGCAACAGUAGUACCUGCAUGUGCCACCACGGAGACGAUAGCUUACGUGCGACUGAUCGAGCAACUGGGCCAGAAGGCAUCAGCUUCAACCAGCGGUGCUGCCUCAGCGGCCAUUUCCCCUGCCGACGCUGCUCGCCUCAAGCUCUUUACCCACACCUUCACUCUCCUGGUCACGCACUUGACCAACGGCAUGCGGAUUGGAGCUAAGGCUGUGGAGUGCCUUCCGUCCCUGCGUGUCGCCAAGGCUGUGAGCUUUUUCCAGGAGUAUCCUGAGACUGUAGGGGAUCCUAUGAAGGCGUUUAGGGCUGCUGUGGAUGAGGCGGGGAAGGGGAUGAGCGAGGGGGAGGUGGAACUGGUGGAGGGCGAACUGGGCCCUGCCAUGGUGAAAGCUAGCCUGUUGUUGAAAGUGCUUGCUGUAGAGGAGAGGGAGGAGGUGGUAAGUGCACUGUAG
Closterium sp. Naga37s-1 is the source of this 2439-nucleotide messenger RNA. The record is from the annotation of a GenBank genome assembly. Lineage: Eukaryota; Viridiplantae; Streptophyta; Zygnematophyceae; Desmidiales; Closteriaceae.